UGGAUUUGUUGCCAGGGGGAUGUUUUAAACGGGUGCAGGAUUUGUUUCUAUCGAGUUCUGUGAUCGUUUUUGUUGUGUUUGGUUCAGGGUGUAAAUACAGAAGUUGUUUGAUAUAUUUUGUAGAUUUUAAUACGACUUUGAGGGAUGGGGAGAAGCAGGAGUCGAUCACCAGCGCCGAGGCGAGAGCGUCGUCGGUCUCGCUCGGCCUCCAGGGAGCGGGAGAGGCGUCGGCGGGAGAGAGAGCGCUCGAGGUCACGUGACAAGGACAGGAGGCGGAGCCGGUCUCGCUCCCCCCACAGGCGCCGCUCCAGGUCGCCACGGAGACCCAGGUCCAGCUCUCUGUCCCCUUCGAGACAGAAAGACAGACGGGAAGAUGACAAAGAACCCAAGGAGAAAGUGAAGGAGCACAAGAUUUCAGAGGAGGAUAUGGAAGGAAAGACGGAGGAGGAGAUUGAAAUGAUGAAGCUGAUGGGGUUUGGGAGCUUUGAUUCAACGAAGGGAAAGAAAUGUGAAGGGUCAGUUAAUGCAUAUGCUAUCAACGUCUCACAAAAACGAAAAUACAGGCAAUACAUGAACAGAAAAGGAGGAUUUAACAGACCGCUAGAUUUUAUUGCCUAAAAACGGGUUUAAUAUUCGGGUUCGAUUAGUUUUGUGCUCCUCUUUUGACAUUUUGCUAUUUUGCUGUUUUCUAUUCAUUUACUAGUGACUGAUCCCCAUUAUGUGGAAUAUAUUCAGCAGUGUGUGGAGCUGAUUCUGAUAAAGUGAGUUCCUGGAAUUCUCAUACGAAGGGCCACUUUUGUUGUAUUGUUGUAUGUUGUGCAUCAGAUAACACACACAGGGGCAUUUUAGUUGCUCAGUUGCAUUGACUUUCCAAGAGAGAACCAAGAAAGCUCGUUACUGUUUUGUUUUAAUAAUUAUCUUGUGUAUUCCAAGCCGAUUUAUCAAAAAUUGUAAACUGCAAUUCGGGUAAGUUAUGCAUUUAAAUAAACAAGCAAGCUGCUUAAGCCGUG
Molecule: messenger RNA, 1010 nt
Organism: Acipenser ruthenus (sterlet)
Lineage: Eukaryota; Metazoa; Chordata; Actinopteri; Acipenseriformes; Acipenseridae
Product: U4/U6.U5 small nuclear ribonucleoprotein 27 kDa protein-like
Exons: 6
Coding region: 145-618 (157 amino acids)
Biological process (GO): RNA splicing
Cellular component (GO): precatalytic spliceosome
Source: RefSeq, a predicted model, not a curated record